Melampsora larici-populina 98AG31 is the source of this 1696-nucleotide messenger RNA. RefSeq lists its product as uncharacterized. The record is from RefSeq and is a predicted model, not a curated record. Gene Ontology annotation, biological process: intracellular protein transport; exocytosis; vesicle fusion. Gene Ontology annotation, cellular component: endomembrane system; SNARE complex; plasma membrane. NCBI's taxonomy places the organism in Eukaryota, Fungi, Basidiomycota, Pucciniomycetes, Pucciniales, Melampsoraceae. The transcript is spliced from 9 exons. The coding region runs from base 172 to 1161 and encodes 329 amino acids. Gene Ontology annotation, molecular function: SNAP receptor activity; SNARE binding.
CCUCUCAAACCCUUAAAGCUUUUAAAAACCUUCUACCACUCACCAAUCUAAUCAAACUUUCAACUCGCAUAUCAUCCAUCAACUCACUCGAUACCCAAUCAUCAUCAUCAUCAUCAUCAUCAUCACCAUCAAUAACAUUCAAACUUCAACUUCAACUUCACCUCUUUCAAGAUGGCACGAGACAGACUUGCAGCUAUGCGUGCAAAUCAAGGUGUAAACUACGGCUCGGAUCCUUCACCACCCUCUGUCAACACUACAAAUGGCUAUGGUCUUGUACAACCAGACAAAGAGGCAGGUUUCAUGGAAAGCUAUGAGUUACAAGAGGGCAAAACUCUGGAUAUGCCCGCCUUUAUGAAUGAAGUCUCCUCUCUCAACGAUGGAAUCAGAUCAGUCAACGAUAAUAUCGAUCGAAUUCGAGAUCUUCAUUCACGUGCACUUUCAGAAUUAGAUGAACAACAGCAUCAUUCGAUCACCAAUCAACUCGCAACACUCACUACUGAGACAUCCAGAUUAACCAACAAUAUCAAGAAUCGAAUCAAUUCACUCAAAUCUUCUACUGAUGGUUUACCACUUGGCGGUGAUACCAACGUCCGACUUACUCAAGUUGGUGCACUGAAGAAACGUUUGAUGGACACCAUUACCAAGUAUCAAUCAGUCGAACAAGAGUCGCGUCAGAAAUACAAGCAACGAAUGGAAAGGCAAUACAAAAUUGUAAAACCUGAUGCAACACCCGAGGAGAUUAAACAAGCUGUCGAUAGUGAUGAUGGCGGACAAGUCUUCUCUCAAGCUUUGAUGACCUCGAAUCGAUACGGAGACGCGCGAGCGGCGUUCAAUGAAGUUAAAGAACGCCACGAGGAUGUGAAGAGGAUCGAGCAAACUCUGACAGAGCUUAUGCAGAUGUUCAACGAUCUUGCGACAAUGGUCGAAGAACAACACCAUGUCAUCGAGAACGUCGAGACAACCGCAGCCGAUGUGAAUAGGGAUACUGAGCAGGCCGGUCAGCACAUUACAAAGGCCAAGCAAUCAGCAGCAGCCGCUCGGAAAAAGCGUAUUAUUUGUUUCUGGCUCAUUGUUCUAAUACUAAUAAUUGCCGGUGCAAUUAUCGCAGCCGUUGUUGUGACUCAGAAUAAUAAGAAUAAUAAUAACAAAUCUACUGCGUAAUGAAGAUGACAUAGUUUUCUGCAUUUACCACUCCAUCUCUUACUUCCCCUACCCUCCCAAAGAUCUGGACGUUUUUUUUAUGUUUUUUUUUUCUUUCGUCCAAUCUUGUGAUGAUAAAUCUGUUUAACUUUUUUUUCAUCAUCUGUUUACCCCUCUGAGCUUUUCUUUCUAUGAUUUUUGAUAGAAAAGUUAUUCAUCUUACUUUAUAUGACUUUUCUCUACUUAAUUUAAUGAAAUACUUUUUUUUCCAACUUUUGGCACAAGACUUUUUCUUUUUCUUCACUUCUUUCUACAAUUGGCUCGUCUUUUGUUUUUUAAAUUUUUCGUGACUCUCAUUUUUCUUGAUUUGCUACUUUUUUUUUUGAUUGAUUGUUGAUUUUGUUGUUUGAAGAGAACUAUUAUUAAAGAAAGAGAAGCUGGUAUAAGAAGUUAUUUAGGCCUAUAACUUAAUUAUUCAUUUGAGGUUUGGAAAUUGAUGGUUUUGAUUUUGUUAACUUUGACUUCUUUUUUUUUGGAAUUUAUACUUUUCAAAUUC